Pelodiscus sinensis (Chinese soft-shelled turtle) is the source of this 1781-nucleotide messenger RNA. Lineage: Eukaryota; Metazoa; Chordata; Testudines; Trionychidae. The record is from RefSeq and is a predicted model, not a curated record.
UGGCAUCAGAGUACUCUUCGGAGUUGGAGGCUGAGUCAGUGGUUUCGACUGGGCCCUCAUAUAGGUCGCGGCCUCGCCAUAGGUCCCGCUCGUCGGUCAGAUCAUCUCACCGGGAUCCGAUGGCCCAGCAGCAGUCGCAGGGGCAACCCCAGUGGGCUUUCUGGACGCCCUGGGCAUACCAUCAGGCCCAGGGGCCUCCCCCUUCGGGGCCGGCAGCGGGGUCAUCCCGAAGAAGUAGCACCCCAUCUGCCACCCCCUUGACAGCCCCCCCGCCUGGAAGUGGCUCGCCCAUGGCUUCCGGGCCGAGACCCCCGGUUAUUGGUCAGGGAGAACCGGGGGCACAGAUGACCGAGGAGACAAUCCCCUCAAGGGACUUCUCGUCGUCCUCGCCAGACGAGGCCCUGGCUGACCCCGCACCUCAGCCCCCGUCCAUGGACUCCAGGCCGCACCAGGAGCUGCUCCGGAGGCUGGCAGUCAACCUUGCGGUCCAGCACGAGGAGGUUCACGAGGACUUAGAUCCGAUGGUGGACAUCAUAGCGGCAGCGGGCCCUGGUCGGGUGGCGCUCCCACUGAAUAAAACGGUGGACAAGCUGUCUAAAACCCUGUGGCAGACGCCGGCCUCUAUUGCACCGACCCAGAAGGGGGUCGAGAGACGAUACUAUGUACCCCAGGAGGGGCAUGAGUAUCUCUUUACCCACCCGGCUCCGGGAUCCAUAGUGGUUCAGGCCGCUGCGCAGAAGGAGCGCCAAGGGCCUCCAGGCCCCACUCCGAAGGCAAAGGAGCCUAGGAGAUUGGACCUGCUUGGCCGGAAGGCCUAUGCCACAGGGGGCCUCCAGCUACGUAUAGCUAACCAGCAACUGAUGCUGAGGCGUUAUGCUUUUAAUAUGUGGGCGUCCACGCAAAAAUUUGCCAGCCAGCUUCCUCCCGAAUCCCGUCAGGAGUUCGGGGCCUUGACGGAAGAGGGACAGGCAGUGGUACGUACCUCUCUCCAGGCGGCCUUGGACGCAGCCGAUUUGGCAGCCCGCACCAUGGCCACAGGGGUGGUGAUGAGGCGUAGUGCCUGGCUGCAGGUGUCUGGCAUCCCACCCGAGGUGCAGACUACUAUCCAGGACCUGCCCUUUGAGGGGCCGGCCUUAUUUUCAGAGCAGACUGAUUCCAAGCUGCAUAGCCUGAAAGACUCAAGGACAUACCCCGGCGCCUCAGAGGCGCUCUUUCCAGGCCAGGCCCUACCCUAGAAGGGGGCAGACCAACUAAAGGGGUCGCAGGAGAGGCCGCAACAAUGGCCGCCCUGACCUUUUCAGGGGCAGGCGUAGGGGGCCUUGGUCAGACUCCAAGAGAAGCUCAGGGCCGUUCCCCGGUCACCAAGCCAAGCCCUCAUUUUGAAGGUACGCCAGAGAGCAGAGUACCAGUAGCGCCUAUCUGUCCGCCCUUUGGGGACCGUCUUUCCCUCUUUUACCAGGAAUGGUUAAAGAUCACGUCGGACCGUUGGGUCCUAGACCUGGUGAAGCAGGGAUAUACUAUCCCCUUCCUUUCCUCCCCUGCCUCCCAUCCCCCUGCUCCUUCCCUUUUCAGGGACCCCUCUCACAAGACACACCUGUUGAUGCUAGGGGCCAUAGAAAGGGUGUCCCCAGACGUAAGGGGAAAGGGUUUCUACUUCCGCUACUUCCUAGUACCCAAGGCGAAAGGGGGCAUGCGUCCCAUACUAGACCUCUGAAACCUGAACACCUUUAUAAGGAAGACAAAGUUCAGGAUGGUGAUGCUAGCCUGCAUCAUCCCAUCGC